Messenger RNA from Cherax quadricarinatus, 3870 nucleotides. RefSeq lists its product as uncharacterized. NCBI's taxonomy places the organism in Eukaryota, Metazoa, Arthropoda, Malacostraca, Decapoda, Parastacidae. Gene Ontology annotation, biological process: regulation of transcription by RNA polymerase II. Gene Ontology annotation, cellular component: nucleus. Gene Ontology annotation, molecular function: DNA-binding transcription factor activity, RNA polymerase II-specific; RNA polymerase II cis-regulatory region sequence-specific DNA binding. The record is from RefSeq and is a predicted model, not a curated record.
CCAGUGUUUACCUCAGGGAGGAGGAUUGAGCAGUGCUCGUCCUGACUCUCUUGACACUUGUGUGUUGUGUGUGCUACUUUGUCAGACAUUCUGCGUAUGUUACGCAUUGUGUUAGGUGUUACGGCAAGUGCUAAGUUUGGCGCAUAAACGUUUAUGCAUCCCGCAGGUUAUAUCUUGGUAAAGGUAGUGUAGAAGAAAAGAAACAUGAAAAGUCUGAGUUGUUUGAACGAUAAGACCUUGUGUGGUGAACACAACAUUGUGUUAGUGCAAACCCGUUUCUGGUGAAGGGUGGACGUACGCGUUGGUUUCUUCGUAUCUUAUGCGUCCUGGAACGUUACCACGAUGAGGGAGCGACUCCGGUACCGGUGGACAGGUAAACUGGCCUAAUGACGAUCAGUUGCCGGCUGACUCUCGCCGACACAGGGUAUGUGAAGGCUUUCCUGGACAGUGGUUCUUGUGUGACAUUCUCCCUUCAGCUAGGACGUUGAGAAUAAACAAUAGUAUUGAGAUGUGGCAGUGAAAAGGAAGUGUUUCAGGACUUAUGCUCAUUUACUACGGAUAGAAAACUUUUCUGAAAAUGUGUUCAACGGACUUGGGAAUGCUGGAUCUCCUUUUUGAUAAGGAGGAUCCUUCAUGCAAGGGUCUGGAUGGGUUUAGGAACACCCUAUUCAGCAGCUCUGAAAGAUUCGACUCUCAGGACGUCAAGGAGGAAGUCCUAGAUUCCGGUACUAUUGACUGGAAGAUGUCGAAUGAAUGGGACGCGGACGAGCUGCUGCGAUCGGUUCUUAACGGCAGUGACAUGUCAUCUGGACUGGACAACCCCAGCCUGGGUGGUCUUAGCUCCCUGGAGUCCUCGGCGACCACACUGGCGACUCCCACGCUGGAAGCUCCGGAUGAUAUGGACUCCCUAGAGAACUUGGUCGGACUCCCUUUCCACGCUGUCCUCGACUCCGGAGCCUCUGACUCCGGCAUGUCCAGUGAUUCUUCCCUUGAUCAACAGUUGUCGCCGUUGUCUGGGUACUCCGUGUCGUCUCCUGGUCCCCUGGGUGAGAUGAAUCUGGGUAUGGAGUUAUCCUCGCCGGAGCAGGGUCUGGACACCACCUCUGAUGUGUCGUCCAAUAGUGACCUGGGUUCACUGGGCUCUCUGGGCUCCACCUCCCCUCACAGCACAACCUUCAUGGCAUCUCCAUACAGCCCUGAAACCAUCCUGGGUAUCGACGACUUCAUUCAUACUGAUUCAGGAUUCUCGUCGCCAGUGCCACAGGUAGUGCCUGACCCUGUAUGCCCCCCAACUGCCAGCGUGGCGGCACCCAUCGUCACCUCCACGCCCACUUUCAUCACCAGACCCAUCUUCAGUGCUAAGGAAACCUCCGUGUCGAUGCCCACUACGGUGUCUGUGGUGGCUUCCUCCGUGUCGACGCCGGUGACUACGGUGAGUCCUCCGGUACUGAAGACAGUAACGGUGACGGCACCAGCCAGUACUGUGAGCACGGUGGGGGGCCAGACCAUCGUAGUGACGCAGGCUAGCAAGGGCACUCCCAGCACCCACCUGGUGCGCAGCAGCACCAUUCUCAAGUCCAAUCAGACCUCUCGGUCCAUCCUCCUUCCCGUUACUGUCAAGGACCUCAACCAGGUACGGACCAUCAAGAUCAUCAGCACUGGCGGAAAUGGCGGUGUGGGCGGACGUGGUGUCCGCACUGUGGUGUCCACUGUGCGGACCCCCAGCACUACCACCACUCUCAACAACCAGUCCAUCCGCAAUGCUCUUCUGGGUGCCGUCAGGAGCCAGGAGACCAAGUCACUGCUCAAGGGCGGUGCCUCGACCGUGCUGAGCACAGCUAGGAGUACAACUGCCAUUUCCAGCACUCACUCGUCGCCCACACGUAUUAAAGUGGAACCUCAGGAAGAUGAUGACGACGAUGACGACGAUGAUCAGCCACACACGGCGUUUCAACAGUUGACGCUGUCUGAUGAGGAGAAGAGGCUGCUAAAGAAAGAGGGAAUCCUACUUCCAUCACACUACCCCCUGACAAAACAAGAAGAAAGAGAGCUGAAACGAAUUAGGCGGAAGAUUCGCAACAAGAUCUCUGCGCAGGACUCUCGUAAACGCAAGAAAGAAUAUAUUGAUGGACUAGAAGACAGGGUAAAAGCUUGCACAGAAGAGAACCAACAACUUCAGAAAAGGAUUCGUACCUUAGAGGCACAAAAUGAAUCGCUGCUGGUACAGAUGCGGCGGUUCCAGAAUGUUGUUACCGGUGGAAGUAGUGGACGUCCUCAAGCACACGUGUCUACUGCUUUCAUGAUGUUAAUACUGUCAGCAGCACUGUUCAUUGUUCCCUCACUACGACAAGAUACAGCCACAUCAGACAGUGAACUGUCCCUGCCUGCAUCCAAAAUGCCCUCAGCAGGGCAUUCACGUAGUCUUCUAGAGGCUGGGAAUGGUGCUUUUGUACCCAGUACCCUGGAAGUUUUAGAGGGUGUUGAUGAUGAACUGACCUCUGACUUUGACAAACCUUUGGUGCAGGCUCUAACUGAUCAUGACUACACUCCAGCAGCCAAGCGACAAUGCACAUUUUCAAAGAGCCCUGCCUAUCACGUACCACCACUGGAUGAUUUUCCACCACAACAUGGAAAACCGGAUUCUGGGGGAGGGUUUCCACCAGACGAUGGCUCUGGUACAAAAUUAUCAAAUAGAAUAAUGGAUAUUAUGGUAGACCGUGUAUCCAACAACUACUCCGACCCUGGGGGGAAGCGCAACAGUAACUCCCAAGCUGUUGUUGUGAACCUUGGGCAAAGUAGAAAGAGACUGAGGGAUGAUCUUGAGUUAGAGUGAUAACAUAAAAAACUGGGGUGCAUUCUUAUUAUUUAAUUUGAGGUGUGUCACCUCAAGUGGAUGAAGCUUACUGGGUUAAUUCUAUCCAUGUAAGCUAUCCUGUGUGCUGGGUGGGGGGACCUGCCACAGCCGUAGAUGCCGCCACUACCCUAGAACCUCGUCCUUUAUUUUGGACUGGACAAAGUUACCUUCAUAUCUAUCCUGGAGACCUUAUGAGCAGUGCAAUACAGUACAUUUCUUUUCUAAAAUGAUGUAAGUUUGAUAUGUGGCUGGAGGGAGAGGGCAGGCUUCUGCAGUCUCGUGGUAUAGUGUGUAAGGUGCACUGUGUGAGAGUGAUUCAUCUCUGUAGUAUAGCAAGGGAACAGCAUGAGAUGGCCACUGCAGGGCCUCGAGCUGAUGCCCUGCUGAACUAGAAUGGGAUAAUGGAUUUUGAACAGUAUGCCUGAUGGGUUUGCUUUUGCUACUAAGUUAUUAAAGUUUAUAACUUAAAAUAUUAAUUUUAUAAAGAUUAUUUCUUAAAUAUACAAAGGCAAUUAAAAAUUUCAGUAAUUUGAGCAGUUUAGCUAUAGGAAAUUUCUAUUUCCUCAUUUUCUUUGGUAAAUGGUAUAAUUUUUGUAUCAUAAUUUCCUUUAUAUUUAAAAGUGUAUAUGAUGUUCUUCAAAGCUGAUAUUGAUAGAACAUUAUUUUUCCUUCAUGCCUGGAAAAUUGUGAUUAUGCUGAAAAUAACAUAAAGGAAAAAUCUGGAGCCUGAUAUAUUUAUUUAUAAGUUAAAUAUAAAUUUAAUAUAUAAAUCUUCAUGUUAAAAUUUGAAGAUAUUUCCACGUGUGAUUAUGGUAUCAUAUAUUCAGUCAGUAUUCCAGUGCUUGAUGACACUGAAUACAGUGCCUCAUUAUUUUGUUAUGGACCAAUGCAAAUUAUUUCACCAAUCAUUUCAUUUCAUGCAAGUAUGUCAUAUAGGUAUAAUCCUGUCACUUGUCAUGUGCUAUGUGAUCAUUUUUUGUAGAUAAAAUUAUAAAGGAAUAAAUAUAUUUUAAGGC